AUGUUCUUCGCAGUUUUCAACUUCUUCACCGCAUUCAUCAUUUUCUUCAUCUUCUUCUUCUCAUGCUUCAUAUUCUUCAUAAUCUUCAACUUCCUCACCGCAUUCUUCGAAUUCUUCAGCUCUUUCUUCAUAAUUUCUAUCUUGUUCAUCCUCUUCAUCUUAAUCAUCUUCUCCAUCUUCUUCGUAUUCUUCGUCGACAUCUUCCGCUUCAUCACAUUGUCCAUAGUCAUAUUGUCACUUGAUCUCAAUAUUCCUCAUAUCAAUAUAUUCAGUCAUUUCAUACACAAUGUGUGCCCAAGUUCAAGGACAGAAAACUCCACCAUAAAAUGUAAUUGACUGAAAAGUGUAGGAAUGCAUACAACGUGCAGAUGUAUAUACUCAAAAUUAAAAUCAAAAAUGAAAGGGUUGUUGUCACACAAGUCGCAAGCCGAGCUGAACUUCCGUCUUUUCCAGCAGCCAGGCAUGAUAGUCGACUCCCCUUGCAGUAGAAUGAAGAAGUUCUCGAAAGUCAUCACAUUCUAG
This is a messenger RNA of Haemonchus placei, 522 nucleotides long. Lineage: Eukaryota; Metazoa; Nematoda; Chromadorea; Rhabditida; Trichostrongylidae. The record is from the annotation of a GenBank genome assembly.